This is a messenger RNA of Haliotis rufescens (red abalone), 4050 nucleotides long. RefSeq names its product caseinolytic peptidase B protein homolog. Gene Ontology annotation, molecular function: protein binding; ATP binding; ATP hydrolysis activity. The transcript has 16 exons. Gene Ontology annotation, cellular component: cytoplasm; mitochondrion. The record is from RefSeq and is a predicted model, not a curated record. NCBI's taxonomy places the organism in Eukaryota, Metazoa, Mollusca, Gastropoda, Lepetellida, Haliotidae. Bases 66 to 1958 code for a protein of 630 amino acids. Gene Ontology annotation, biological process: cellular response to heat.
AAUAUGAGUUAAUGCUAUAAUAUGUUUUUAGGCGAACGUUACGAAGUAAAACGUUUUCGUCAAGCAUGGCGUUGACGAGCAGACAGCUCUUUUUGUUUUGCAGACGAGGAAUAUCGUACUUGUCGAGAAGUGCGAGGAACAGAUCACACAUUGAUAACGUAACAGUUAAGCCGCGUUUAAGGAGUUUAAAUUACAAACAACAUGCAUCUGUCAACCCUGUCAUUGCCGUUUUUAGAAAUGGUCAGCCAUCAAAACUGACAACAUUUGGCUCUGUGGGCUUUGGGUGUGUUCUUUAUGGGACAGUAGCGUUUUGUCUCGCCAAUAAUAAACAUGAAAAGUUUCUCAAUGCAGCUCGCCUCAACAAUGUACGAGAGAUGGAAAGACUGAUAAAAUCAGGAGUGGACGUAAAUGCUCGUCACCAGCUGGGAUGGACAGCUCUCCAUGUCGCUGCAAUGAACAAACAUAAAGAAGCAGUGAGAGUUCUCCUGGAGGCAGGAGCUGAUCCCAAAUUGGGGGAUGACUUCAGCAGUGUGGGUCAGAUAGCUCGGGAGAAGGGGCUGAACAACCUGCAGGUGCAUAUUGAAAGAGAGGAAGAGUUUUCUGACCGCCUCAACCUCCGAGCUAACUUCAAGGGCUCCACUGCUCUACACUAUGCUGUACUGACUGAUGACAUUGAAGUAGUUAAAUUGCUUCUUGAGGCAGGAGCAGAUCCGAUGGUGGAGAAUGUUGUAGGACACUGUCCCAUGUCCUAUGUGCGUCGCCCAGACAUGAAGAACCUGCUGACAGAGUACCAACUGAAGUACAACAAGCUGAAGGCUGAGAGGGAGGCUGCAGAGAGGAGGCGCUUCCCCCUGGAGCUGCGGUUGAAGGAGCAGAUCAUCGGGCAGGAGGCCGCCAUUAACACUGUGGCUGCAGCUAUACGUCGAAAAGAGAAUGGGUGGUAUGAUGAAGAUCAUCCACUGGUGUUUCUCUUCCUUGGAUCUUCAGGAAUAGGAAAAACUGAAUUAGCAAAGCAAGUUGCAAAGUAUCUACACAGAGAUGUGAAGAAGGGUUUUGUCAGAAUCGACAUGUCGGAGUACCAGGAGAAGCAUGAAGUUGCCAAGUUUAUCGGGUCCCCGCCUGGCUACGUCGGACAUGAGGAAGGGGGGCAGUUGACCAAGAAGUUGACGGAGAGUCCACAGGCGGUUGUCCUGUUUGACGAGGUUGACAAAGCUCAUCCUGACGUCCUGACAAUCAUGCUGCAGCUGUUUGAUGAGGGUCGUCUGACAGACGGGAAGGGAAAGACGAUCGAUUGUAAAGAUGCCAUCUUUAUAAUGACAUCUAAUCUUGCCAGUGAGGAGAUUGCCCAUCAUGCAUUGCGACUCCGAGGUGAAGCGGAGGAGGUAGCGAAACAGAGGCAAUCUGGGAAACUCGAAGACUUAGAGAAUGCUGAGAAAAUAACAAUAUCACGGAACUUCAAGGACAAAGUAGUUCGACCGAUUUUGAAGUAUCAUUUUAGGAGAGAUGAGUUCCUGGGAAGGAUUAAUGAGAUUGUCUACUUCCUGCCAUUUUCAAGAUCUGAGCUUUCCAAGCUUGUUUCCAAAGAGCUGGACUUUUGGGCAAAAAGGGCGGAGACAAAGCAUCAGAUCGAGCUGAGUUGGGACCACCAUGUUGUGGACGUGCUGGCGGACGGCUACGAUGUGCACUAUGGUGCCAGGUCCAUCAAAUAUGAGGUUGAAAGGCGCGUUGUGACUCAGCUAGCCAUGGCCCAUGAACGCAAGUUGAUCAGGAGUGGCUGCACCAUCAAAUUAUCUGUUCCUAAUAGGGAAGACAUUCUCACAGAGAAAGCCCAAGACCCCAGUGAUGAGAAAGAACACUCGCGUAUCAAACUGCAAGUGUUGAAGGAAGGCUCCAAGGACAAAUAUGUGGACAUAGAUUUGAACAGAGUGGAUAAUCCGUUUGCAUCAGAAUUUAGAUGAGAUGAAUUACAGUUGUGUAAGGGUGUGUUUGUCUAGUGAAUCAGAGCUAUGAUUUCGAAUGUUUUGCAUAUGUCUUUCAAAAUAAUUAUUACCUGUUGGAAAGGAGGGACUAAAACAUGGCCUAUCAUUAAUCAUUAAGUCACCAUAAGUUUGAAUCGGUAACAUGCACAUGUGUCAUCAAAGGUCUGUUGUGGAUUGAAGAUGUGGAUCAUCAUGGAAGAUCUUGAGUGCCCUUACACUUACAUCAGGGGGUCGAGGGUGGCCCAGUCGACUAAGGCGUCACGAUUUGCUGUGCAGAGUUGCGUCCCUUGGGCACCCCAGAAACCUAGGUUUGUGGGUUCAAAUCCUGGUUCGCCCUGAUUAUGUUUCUAGGUUUGUCAGGACCAUACCUGUGCUUGUGGGUUUCACUGAAGUGGUAAACGUCCAAGACCUACAUCACUUUGGGCUUUCCUCCCACAUUAAGCUGACACCCUGUGAUAUAACUGUAAUACUGUUAAAACCAGUGUUAAACCCAACUCACUCACUCAUUCACAACACUUACAUCCCCCUGAAGAAUCCUACCCAGGACAAAGCUAGUCAAGGCUCUAAGUUUUGUUUAAGGCCUUGUCCUAAACCAGUCAACAGUAUCUGCAUUCUUCCAUCAACCAUGGAUACAUGCAGCUACGAUGCUGUGUGACAGCGAUGUGUGUGGUACAAGCUUGCUGGUAAAAAAUAGGGAUGUGUAUAAUUCAAAGAAGUCAAAAGAACCCAACUCUGCAUGAACUUUGUGUGAGAGCUACCACUGCUUGAUAUUGAAACAAUGUGUGGACCACACAGCCACAAGUCUACUACAUGUAGUUCAUGUGUUCAGUGGUAUGAGCAUUCACUGGUUUUCCUCUCACUUCGUUGGUUAAAAAUAGCAGCUAAACUGCAAAUGAGCCCAAUGUAUUCAUGAGUGAUUAGGAAUGUAGUGUAUAGAAACCCAUGAAGUACUGAUGAUGUAAACCAGCGUGCCAAUGUCCUCUUUUGGAAGGGUCUAGUUUGUCACAAAAUGUGAAAGGGAAGCAACUCUUGUAAGCUUCAAGUCUUCCCACAGCACAACAAAAACGCUUGAUCAUUUCCAGAGCUAUCAGGUAGAUGCUUCUCCAAAUGCUUUAACAAAUAAUAGAGAAACAAACAAAAAUAUAGUAUUCUCUUUAUUCUCAGUAAUGCACAAUCAUGUAACUGAUUUCCUUUUCUUGUACAUCGGUUGCGUAAUUUAAGUCUUAUCAGAAACAUGUCUGAACUACAUGUAUUUGUAACAUAUAGUGUACCUGCUUUAUCAUAUAUUUACCCAUUUAAAGUUAUCAUGGAAUCUUAUAUGCAAGAUUUAUAUUGGCGUUAGGUUGGAACUGUUUGCAAUACAUAUUUAUGAAAAUAAAAGGAAUUUGUUACAAUUGUUUUAUCACUUAAGUUAUCAAACUAUACAAACAAUCAAAAAAUAUUAUUGGCACAAGUUUAAGGGGGAAAAAAUUGCCAAAUUUCAUGGUAAGCAAUAUACAUAAUCCCUUUCUUAAAAUCAUAACAUUUAUUGAAAACAAUCCAGUUUAGAACUACUUCCAUAAAACACUAUGUGUCAGAAAUGCCCUUUAUUAAAUCAUGCAACAAACAACCCAUCUAUGUCUGCAUUCAUUGUAAUCAGUUAAAAACAAAUGUUAACUCUCCGAUCUGAGACUAUCCGUCUGUGAACUAUAUGUUGCCCCUUGUCUGGUUAUGCAUUGGACAAUAUAUGUGUACACUUUACAUGGUUCUUAGCUUACAUGAGUGAUACGAGCAGGUUAUAUUGAUACAAGGAGGGGAUACAGGCUGCAGGUGGGUCAUCCACUACUGCAGUCAUGUACUUGAAAUUCUGACGGGGCCUGUGAAUUUUUGUUUAAAGACACAUUUGUUCCAGAUAUAAAAUGGAACAUUUUGGGGUCAGGUGUUGCCCCCAAACAUAAAUUCUUCCCUGAAUAUGCUGGAUUUCCUAAAAAAGAAAAUGUGUUGUGAAAUCUUUUAAACUUUUUGACUCCAUCUUUCACAAACAAUAAAGAUUAGAAAUUGUAUGUUUAGAAUGAGUGACCAAACAAAUAUC